CCGCCACUUUCCACUUUCAGCAUCACUUUUCUUCUGUACCUGUCAGGUCUCCAGUUUUCAAAGGCGAGUCUGCUCGAAACGUCUGCACCACAAUGUUAAAGUUACGUCGAUGGCAGCGAAAAGAAGACCACGGUCUUCAAGCGCUAUGCAGGCGCAUCGUGUUGGGGACGACAGCCAUGCAGAGUCUCAGUACACUGACGAGGUUCACAAGUACCUCGACAGGACUUGUCCCCAUCUUCUCAACAGCAACAGUCCUCCCUCAGAGAUAGAAGCCAGGAAUAUCGCGUCUUUCAUUCACGAUGCCCGGUCUGAGCUACAAGAAGCGGACAUGGAGAUCUUAUCGUUGCAGCAAGCGAUGAACCUGGCCAAGGAGAAGCGUUCUCGCAUUGCCCGUUGCAUCGCAGCCCCCCAAGCGAUUCUUUCAUCCAUCCGUCGACUCCCUCCAGAGAUACUAAGCCUUAUCUUCGCAUGGGGCCUGCCCACGAAGACGUACCACGUUUUCGAUGUCAAGGGUGUACCAUGGGUGCUAGGACAAGUCUGCAGUCGCUGGCGAGUCACAGCAUUAUCAUUCGCCUCUCUCUGGUCAACCUUCACACUCACAAAAUACCCCCGUCGUGCCUCACUGCACCCCGACUACCUCAUCUUCUUACUAAAUUCGGCUCUAUCACGUUCGCGCCACAAAGGAUUGACAUUCCACUACUCCCCCCACACACGCAGAUACCCUCACAACCACCUAUUCAUCCAAGCCCUCGUUCGCCACGCGCCUCGUUGGUCCCACGUUACUCUGACCGGUGUACCGGAGAACCUCGUUCCGCACUUCUUCCCCGCAAAAGGCAAAUUGCUGUCUUUGCAGCGUCUGGUGCUCGGGCGGCAGAGUAUGGGGUAUAUCGAUCUCUUCGAACAGGCCCCCCGGCUACACGAUGUCACUUACCAGCCUCCACCCCCGCAGUCCUCAGCAUUCUCGUUCCCGUGGUCCCAGCUGACGAGCAUCGCCAUACAAGACCGCUUCAACACAGUCAUGUCGGUCAUCACCCUCUGCACAAAGCUCGAAUGCCUAACCCACCAACUUGGAUUUCUCGCUAUCUGGUGGGACAGGAACGGUGUCGUGGGCCCGAGACUCGUGCAUAACAAACUUCGCGUGCUGCGGCUAGACUAUCCCGCUAUCCUUCUCCCCAUCGUAUCCUUCCCAUCUCUACAAUCUCUCGAAAUCGAUGGACCCAGUCCUGAAGAGUACUUGGGGCCCCUCGCAAGCUUCAUCCAAACAUCAGGCUGUUCCCUCCAGACACUGAGUCUCCAGAUGUUCAAGGGUAUCCCGCAUGAGCUCUAUGAGGUUCUGAAGUUAUGUCCUGAGGUGUACAACCUCAAACUCGAAAUCAAAGAUCCGGGGCCAGCCUUUGAGGGUCUCCUCAAGUUCCUCUCGCAGAACGGGGAGCACUGUGAAGCGGACGUCAGCCCUGUGUUACCAAAGCUGAGGCAUCUUCAUAUUGGCGUUCGACGAGAUCCUGGUGAUGAUACUCUGACGAGUGAGCAGGAAGCUUCUUCGUGUUAUACUAUGGUGGAUAUGAUAAGCAGUCGAUGGGCCGUGAACACUGGAGAUUCUAGGGAGAGACUGCGCUCAAUUGUCUAUUGCGCUGAUUUUGCGAAUGAUUUGAAGCUAUCAGAGAUAGACAGGCUGGAGGAGAUGAAGAAGGAAGGGCUCAAGGUCUCGGUGUCGCUUAAUGACAAAAAAGUCAUCUGAAUAUUUUUUUAGUGCUCUUGAAGCUCGAGCCAGCGUCAAAUUGCAUAUAUCCAGUCCUUUCAAGUAACAUUCACCAGACCUUGAGCUAAGAUGCUCCCAUACGAACUUCUCUCGCCGUUAGUCAGCUUAUAUCUAGAUGUUCCUCCGUUUUUGAUUAAUGGAGUCGAGUUCGAGUCUACCAUUUUAUCUCUCGGGACUAUUUCAGACUGCCAUC
Molecule: messenger RNA, 1952 nt
Organism: Desarmillaria tabescens
Lineage: Eukaryota; Fungi; Basidiomycota; Agaricomycetes; Agaricales; Physalacriaceae
Exons: 3
Coding region: 110-1738 (542 amino acids)
Source: RefSeq, a predicted model, not a curated record